GGGCGUGGCCAAGGAGGAGGGGAAAGCCAGCGCCGUGGUCUUCAUGAGGGCGGCUUAGGCGCGAAGGAAAGAAGAAGGAGGAGAAGAGCAGGCAGGUCGGCAGGCUGGAGGGAAGGAGCCCAAGCCGGCCUCAAAGCCCUGCGGCGGGCCUAUAGUCACCGGCGUACCGCAGGAGGAAGGGGGCGCCUGCCUUUCGGUGGCCAGGACUUCAGCUCGUUGGCUUGGCAGGAAUGUUCCACCCACGCCAAUGGAGGCCUUCCUCCAGCAUUUAUUCCCACUAUGCUAACGCCACCCGUUCUAUCAGCCACAAAGGGAAGCUGGGCUUGUGGCUGAGUGAGAACUCCUUGAAGGGCAGGUACCAGUGGCUGCUCACCUGGCUACAGAAGGACACCGCUCCGUGCCCAAAGAGGAAGAGCCUCCUCUCUCUGCUGGCCAACCAGUGCAGUUACGUGACCAGCCAGAGGGUUCAGCGCGCGCAGCAGAUCGGACAGCUCUACAACAACAUCUACUCGGAGAGGACGCGGAGAAGCCUCUUCAGUUCUUUGUGUCGUAAGUUCCAGGGGCGUCUCACCAAUGCUGGCAAACUGAUGGCAGCCCUGACCGGGGUGUUUCUGUGGGAAGAAGAGCGGAUCAAAGAGGAGGAGCUGAGAAGGUCUGCAGAAGAAAUGAAACGCAUGGAAGAAAUCUCCACGCUCCUGCUGGACAAAAGGAAGGAGAGCCCGUUGCAGGAGCCCGAGUCGGGCGAGGAGGAUCUUGCUGCGGAUCCCGAGGAGCAGAGCUGGGAGAUGGUGAUGGACAAGAAACACUUCAAGUUGUGGAGGCGUCCCAUUGGAGGCACCCAUCUCUACCAGUACCGAGUGUUUGGGACGUACACGGAUGUGACCCCUAGGCAGUUUUUCAAUGUGCAGCUGGAUACAGAAUAUCGCAAGAAAUGGGACUCGCUAGUCAUCAAGCUAGAAGUGAUUGAGAGAGACCAGGACACUGGAUCGGAGGUGGUUCACUGGGUCACCCACUUCCCGUACCCCAUGUACUCCCGAGACUACGUGUACGUUCGGCGGUACAACGUGGACCAGGAGAACAACCUGAUGGUGCUCGUCUCCCGAGCCGUUGAGCAUCCGGGAGUCCCAGAAAACCCUGACUUUGUCCGUGUCCGAACCUAUGAGUCCCAGAUGGUCAUCCGCCCUCAUAAGACAUUCGAUGAGAACGGCUUUGACUACCUGCUGACGUACAGCGACAACCCUCAGACGGUGUUCCCUCGAUACUGUGUCAGCUGGAUGGUCUCUAGUGGCAUGCCAGACUUCCUGGACAAGCUGCACAUGGCCGCACUGAGAGCCAAGAACAAGGAGAUCGCUGUGAAGGACUACAUCGCCUCGGCCAGGCCCACCGAGGGCGGGAGCGGCGGCUGCAGCAGCGACGGGAAGGGUGGUGUCCCCGCCCAGGAGCACAAGGGAGAAGGAGGGACCUGCAGCCCGAUCCAGAUAGACUAUGCUUAAGGUCAUGCCCUGCCUCCUCGGAGUGGGCCUCCUGAGACUCUGGCCUCCGGGCUUGCAAGCAGAAAAGCAAGAUCAAGGAGGGGUCCCCCUCCACCACCACCUCCAGUGGGACCUUAGUUCAGCCAAUCCCCUCCUCUCGCCACACCCUUUUUCUCCCUCCCCUUCACCCCCUGCCUGCCUGCCUGCCCCCUUCCAUCUCUGCCGCCUUGGAGGAAGAGGGGGCACGGUGAUGUCAGUCGUCGGGACUUGGGCGUAGCAAUUGGGAAAAGCACUUUUGUGUGGCCAGUGUUGUGAUCGUGGUCUUAUUCCCCAGCAGGGGAUGCAGUGGAGAUUCCCCGGGUUGGCAGGCAGGAGUCCUUCGUCCCUUGUGUCGCCCCCCUCGAUGCUGUCCAAAUGCCUUUUGCAAAAUUUGUUGUGGGUUCUUGGCUUGCCAGCCCCCACCAUGCCUGCGCCAGGGUGUUUUGAGUGUUGCCAGUCCAGAUGAGGGUGAUUUGUGGGCGCAGGACCUGUCUCUGCCCCCCCCCAAUGUUUGGGACUGGAUGUUUCCCUGGUGCCUGGAGUGUGCAGAAUGCCUUUGCCUUCCAGCCCCCCAGGAAAUGUCUGCGCUGCUCACGUGCCUUUCGUCUCUCUGGCACGACCGCCUUCCGCCUCUCCCACAGCGGCUGGAGGCAGACCUGUGCUGGGUCCUCCACGGGCUUCUCUGCACCCAUGCUCAGCCGUGGCCCUGCCUCUGGGGGGUGUGUGGGUCUUUGUGGAUCCCCCUUGCCUCUCUGGCGUGGCGGCGUUCCACCACUACUGCCUCAUCAUCUCCCGUUUGGGUUGGGUGCAUUUGUCAGAUCAGUGGCAUUGACACAUGUGCUGCCUUUGUGUUCCUUCUCCUGUGCUUUGGGGGUGCAUGUUUCUCAGGUGGGGGUGAUUUGGAGUGGAAACCGGGACUUGUCUUGAGCCAGUCCAGCUUCUCCCUUCCCUUUUGUGGGUUUGGAGAAGUCCUCUUCGGCGGCAGGCUUGCUUAUAACGGGCCCCUCGGGGAGCAGAGUGAGAGGGGGAGCUGGUACAGAGGCGUUCUGCGUGGCGCGUGGCAGACAGAGGAGCCUCUAACACAUUUUUUUUUUGUCCUUGGGAUGAAGGGUUUUGAAACCUCGUAUGAAACAGAUAAAUGUAAAUAUUUUACCAUUUAUGUCACAACCGAACCGCUUGGUUUUCAGAGAGGGGUGGAGUGGAAGCACAGCCGGUGCAUGCAUCCUUCCUAGAUAUUCGAAGGAUUUUAAACUCUUAGCCUCGGUUUGGUUUCCUUCCACAAUCAGGAACGUACGAAGGACGGUCCCUCACAUUUGCCCUUGCAGUGCCUGAGAACUGGCUGGGGUGGGGGGAAGAGGAAAAGACAUUCCGUCCGUCCUGCUAUAAAUGUUGCCUUUGAAUGCAUUCUAGAUGGAAGAACAAGCAUGUGCCUCGACUCUUUUCUUUCCAAGCAUAAGCACUCUUAUGCCGUAUGUGCUCUAAAUGGAGUCGGGCGGUGGUUAGAACCCCUGAAAGGUGCCUCUGGAUGGAGGCAGAUGCUUUUCCUGGGACUGUUUCCGGCAGGUGUAAAACAGAACAAGUGGUGUGUGAGCUCAAACACUGUCAAGAUGUUAAUCUCUUUGGGGAACCAGGUCUGUGCCAGUGAAAAGCCAGGUGCUUCUCUCACCUGAUAUGUGUUUUAAGUGUGUGAUUUGUUUUACUUUUUCUUAACCUGAAGCCAAACGUGUGAGCUGCUUGGAGGGAGCGGAGCAGCGCCAGCCAAGCGCUGAGACAGGGGAGCUGCUCUUCUCCGUCUGGUAGCCUCGGGGGGCAGCCUACUUUGUCACUAACGGGUGUGUGUGUGGGGGGGUGGGGGAUGGGGAUUGCGCACAAAGACCCCUUGGGUCUUUUUUUGCAGCCAACGAGGCCUGCCUGCCAGCCUAGCUGUCGGUGGACUUCGUUGCGCUUUGAUUUUAAAGCAAAUGUUUUUAUGAGAACUGAAGCACCAAUAAAAGGCGACGACUGGCCUGAGCCGCCUCCCACCUCGGUUUGCCCUUUC
Pogona vitticeps (central bearded dragon) is the source of this 3549-nucleotide messenger RNA. RefSeq names its product StAR related lipid transfer domain containing 7 (gene STARD7). The record is from RefSeq and is a predicted model, not a curated record. Lineage: Eukaryota; Metazoa; Chordata; Lepidosauria; Squamata; Agamidae. Gene Ontology annotation, molecular function: lipid binding.